GGCUGAGAUGAGAUUUGACCUGGCUCAAAAUUCCCUUUCAACAAUCAACUACCGAGCGCCAUCGUUGACUUAUUCAGAACAACGAACCGGCCCAUAAAUUUGAAAUGACCGUCGAUCCCGAUUUCCCAGCAACCCCCAAGCCCCCUCUCUCCCGCUGCCCGCCCACGACAUGGACAUGGCCUCGCCGGCGCUGCUCACCGACGACCUCCUGUCGGACAUCUUCCUCCGCCUUGCGGAGCCGGCCGACCUCGUUCGCACCGCAGCCGCCUGCGUCCCCUUCCGCCGCCUCGUCGCCGACCGCGCGUUCCUCCGCCGGUACCGUUCGCUCCACCCCGCGCCUCUCCUCGGCUUCCUCGACCACAACGGCUUCCACCCGGCGCUCCCGCCCCACGCAUCCGCCCCCGCGGCGCGGGCCGUCUCGCUCGCAGCGGAUUUCUCCUUCUCGUUCCUACCCGCCUCCUCCACGGGCCGCGGCUGGGUCGUCCGCGACGUCCGCGACGGCCGCGUCCUCCUCGACCGCUCCCCCGAGGACAGAGGCGACGAGCCGCAGGUCUUCACGGAGAUAGCGGUGUGCGACCCCUUGCACCGGCGCUGCGUCCUGCUCCCCCCGGUCCCCGUCGACCUGGCCACAGCGGUGGAGCACCCGCUCCGCUUGGAGUUCGACCGCUGGUGCGAGCCCUUCCUCGUCCCCCACGGCGCCGACGGAGAGGAUGAGACGUCGUUCGAAGUGAUCUGUAUGGUGCAGUGCAAAGCCAAGCUGGUCGCCUUCGCCUUCUCUUCCACCACUGGGGAAUGGCGAGCCGUCGCGUCCAUGGCCUGGCGCGACCUGAUGGCCGGCCUGGGCGUGUCGUCAAGGAGCCCUACGUUCUCCGGCCGCCAGUACGCUCGCGGCUGCUUCUACUGGGUUAUGGAUUGGCGAGACAAGUUGCUCGUGCUUGACGCUGGGAGGAUGGAAUUCUCCAUCGCUGACGUCCCACCUAGCUGCCAUAGGCGACAGAUCGCAGUUGUGGAAGCAGGGGAAGGCAGGGUUGGGAUGUUGGCGCUCCGCGACCACGUUGCAGAUGGUGCAGUUAGCCUCCAUUAUACUGUAAGGCGAGACGAUGCCGACGGUUCCAAUUCCAACCAGUGGCAGGUGGAGAAGAUAAUUCCGCUGGAUCCUGGAUUUCGGUAUUACAUCAGGGGUGCGAUGGAGAGGUACACGCUCCUGCUAAGGUUUCCUGAACACCUAAGCUUAGCAGGGGUGCAUGUAAGCUCAUCGGCAGUGAUAGAAGACUUGGAAUGUUUUUCCAUGGACACCAAGACUUUGCAGCUUGAGAGGGUGUGCGAAUUGAACCACCACAUUAUGCGUGCCUACGUAUAUACCAACUUCCCACCAUCCCUGUCGCCACAGAGUAUCUAAAUGGCUUAUGGCCAGCGCAGCAUCCUUGCCCUCAAGGCUCAAAUGAUUGCGUGUGAGCUUCGUGUAUGAACUGUUAGAUUGUAUCCCAGAUUUCCACAUCCUCAUGGCUACCAGUCUAUAGCUGUUGCCAUGCUGGUUGUUUAGAGUGGUUGUUUAGAGAGAUGAUACAGCACCUUUUGGAUUUAUUAUGGGCUAGACUCAUUUAAAUUUGAUAAAUCAAUAAACUCUAUGGUGUCUAAUUGUGGACAAUACAAAUAGUACCGAAUUGGAAUUCUAA
Messenger RNA from Zea mays, 1676 nucleotides. RefSeq lists its product as uncharacterized. The coding region runs from base 170 to 1399 and encodes 409 amino acids. The record is from RefSeq and is a predicted model, not a curated record. Gene Ontology annotation, molecular function: protein binding. NCBI's taxonomy places the organism in Eukaryota, Viridiplantae, Streptophyta, Magnoliopsida, Poales, Poaceae. The transcript is spliced from 2 exons.